Molecule: messenger RNA, 1531 nt
Organism: Aspergillus campestris IBT 28561
Lineage: Eukaryota; Fungi; Ascomycota; Eurotiomycetes; Eurotiales; Aspergillaceae
Product: transcription factor SUA7
Exons: 1
Coding region: 479-1531 (350 amino acids)
Biological process (GO): transcription preinitiation complex assembly; transcription initiation at RNA polymerase II promoter
Cellular component (GO): nucleus; transcription preinitiation complex
Molecular function (GO): TBP-class protein binding; RNA polymerase II general transcription initiation factor activity
Source: RefSeq, a predicted model, not a curated record
GAGACCUUGACUGGUUUAUCGCGGUCGGACAACCGUUGGCUUGGAAAUUUGUGAGGACUUUGAGAAACCGAAGCGGGUGAUUCCGUGGUUGAGUUUCUUUGCUUGGAGGGCCAGUCUGUCUGCCUGGAAAAGGUAAAACAUCAGCCCAUAGAUCCUGGUUCUCCCUCGAGAGUCGCAGAGUACGGGCAGUGGCCAAGGUCUUGUUGGAUCUUGACGACUGGCUAUCUGUCAGACCUGUGUUUCUUGGGCUGUUGCGUUUUCCCGGCGUGGACUCGUCUUGAUAUUGCGUGCGGAUGCCCAGGCUAACAUGACUCGGAAAUGGCAGUGACGCAGAGUCGUGAUUUGGGCGAUUUGCGCCACAACUGCCUGUCCGAUCGCUAUCGAGUGUUCAUCGCGAUCGCUUCUCUGGGGCCAACUCUCUCGUUUUCGUGAUCGCCAAUAUAUAUCGCCUGUUAAGCCCGAGCUAACCACCGAGAGAAUGGCUGCCAUCUCUCCCGCUGCGAAGAAUGACCCGAAUGCGUGGAAGAAGAACCUGUCGGUCCAUGUCAUCUGCCCCGAAUGCAAGGAGGUUCCGCCCAAUUUGGAAUUCCCGGGAUCCCAUGAGACGGUGUGCGGUUCGUGCGGUCUAGUGCUGGCUGACCGAGAAAUCGACAUGCACUCCGAAUGGCGGACCUUCUCGAACGACGAUCAAAACAACGAUGACCCAUCCCGUGUUGGAGAUGCCUCCAAUCCCCUCCUCAACGGCGAUCAGCUCGAGACCCAGAUCGCCAGCGGUGGCUCAGGCCGAGUCCGCGACUUGUACCGUGCGCAGAACAAACAGUCCAGCGAAAAGGCCAACAAGCAGCUGCUUGCCGCAUACAAGGAGAUCGGCGCGCUUUGCGAUGGCUUCAACAUCCAGAAGAAUGUCGCCGACACCGCCAAGUACCUGUUCAAGGUCGUGGAUGACGCCAAGGCGUUCAAGGGCAAGUCCCAGGAUGUGAUCAUCGCAGGCUGCAUCUUCAUCGCUUGUCGACAAUGCAAGGUGCCCCGAACGUUCACCGAGAUCUUCGCCGUCACCAAGGUGACCCGGAAAGAGAUCGGGCGGAUCUACAAAGCCCUGGAGAAAUUCUUCACGGCGCAGAACCUAGAACGCAUGAACGACACCCUCUCGCGGGGCGGGGUUCCCGACCCCAACUCCGCCUACACGGCCACCACUUCGACCAAGCCCAGCGACCUGUGCAACCGGUUCUGCAAUCUCCUCGACCUGCCCUUCCAGGUUACCAGCGUCUCCUCCGCUCUGUCGGACCGCGUCACGACCAUGGGCGACCUGGCCGGGCGCUCGCCGCUGUCUAUCGUGGCCGCGUGCAUCUACAUGGCAUCGUACCUGAUGGGCCACGGCAAGUCCGCCAAGGAGAUCUCCCAGGUGGCGCACGUCAGCGACGGUACGAUCCGCGGUGCCUACAAGCAGUUGUAUGCCGAGCGCGAGCGUCUGAUUGAUCCCGAGUGGACCAAGGAAGGAAAAGGUGACUUGAAGAACUUGCCUGCUAGCUGA